Messenger RNA from Glycine soja, 1197 nucleotides. Its product is annotated as ATP-dependent DNA helicase pif1-like. The record is from RefSeq and is a predicted model, not a curated record. Gene Ontology annotation, biological process: telomere maintenance; DNA repair. The coding region runs from base 1 to 1197 and encodes 398 amino acids. Gene Ontology annotation, molecular function: DNA helicase activity. Lineage: Eukaryota; Viridiplantae; Streptophyta; Magnoliopsida; Fabales; Fabaceae. The transcript is spliced from 3 exons.
AUGAUUCCAGAUGAACAAGCUUCAAUUUACAACCAGAUUGUUGAAGCUGUUAAUAAAGAUGAAGGUGAUAUGUUUUUUCUCUAUGGAUAUGGAGGUACAGGAAAAACAUACAUUUGGAAAACACUUGCAAGUUCACUGAGAGCUGACAAUAAAAUUGUAAUAAUGAUAGCCUCUAGCGGCAUAGCUUCUCUGCUAUUGCCUGGAGGUAGAACUGCACAUUCAAAAUUUAAAAUUCCAGUUCCAGUUUUUGAAGACUCAACUUGCAAUAUCCAUCAAGGAACUCAAUUAGCUGAACUAUUAAAUCAGACAAGUCUAAUCAUUUGGGAUGAAGCACCCACGACUCACAAAUUCUGUUUUGAGGCACUUGAUCACAGUCUUAGAGAUAUCAUCAAACACAACUCAAAGGACAGUAAAAUCUUUGGAGGUAAAGUCAUGGUCUUUGGUGAAGAUUUCUGGCAGAUCCUGCCAGUCAUUCCAAGAGGCAGCCACUCUGAUAUUGUUAACGCAACAAUUAAUUCCUCUUAUCUAUGGGAUCACUAUCAGAUCUUGAGACUGACAAAAAAUGUGUGUUUACAAAACAACAUGCAAGCAACAAAUCAAGAAGAAACUGCAGCUUUUGCACAGUGGAUUAUAGAUAUUGGUGAUGAUAUUAUUGGAGAUGAAAAUGAUGGCUAUGCUACUAUUGAAAUUCCACAGGAACUAUUAAUCACAGAAUAUAAUGAUCCUAUUCAUAGUAUAAUUAGCUCUACAUUUCCAGAUCUAUCUCAUCAUCACAAUGAUCCUGAAUACUUCCAAACCAGAGCAAUAUUAGCUUCCACAAAUGAAAUAGUGCAACAAGUUAAUGAUUAUAUGCUUACAAUGAUACCGGGUAAUCAUAUAUUGAGAUUGCCUGCUAUCAGACAACCAUUGAUAUUGCAAUUUAAAGCUGCCUUCCAUUGUGACAAGGACGCCAUAGAAAUACCAGGCUUCUAUCGGCGCCAAUGGCUACCAAAUUAUCCUAAAAUUGUUGAAUUUAAGUAUGAUGGGGAAACCUAUGAAAUUCAAGUCAGACAACACAAAGGCAAACUUUACUUUGCUGAUGGCCUAACAAGAUUGAGGACAGAACUGCAGAUUUAUGAAUCUGUCAUGAUAAAUUUCCUGGCCUACGACCACCCUUCAAAAUUUUACCUCCACUUCACUCCACCAUUAGACCAGUAG